AUGGACAAUUCGGCGCCCUCACGCGCCGAGGAUUCGACAGCCUCCCAGAUGUCCAGCACCUUCAUCUACCGCCGCUGGCAACAACAGUCGAUCCCAAACACGCCCAUGAUCGACAGCAAACCGCUCAUCCUCAGAGCUACCCCAUCAAUGCCACCCACCAACGGCUCAUCACCCCUCCUUCGCCUCCCCACCGAGCUGCGCCUCCAGAUCUACCGCUACCUCACCAUCAACCACCCAGGCCGCCUGACCAAGCCCAACGCCGUCUCCAGACCUUUCAUCAACCUCCUGCAAAUCUGCCAGCGGAUGCGCGCGGAAAUCCUGGAUGAUUGCUUCGCAGACCGGACCUUCGUGGUUGAAGCUUCGCUUUACAAGCAACCAGCUGGCGGACUCUGCGUCCUGCCGCAGAACCUGCUGCCGUCGGGGUGGGUGAAGCGGCUGCUGAUCCUGACGGUCGUGGAGAGCGGCGGUAAGUGCAAAGGUAUUGCGGACCUGCGUUCGCUGCAGCAGAUGACGGGGUUGAAGGACUUUCGGAUCGUUUUCACCAGGAGAGACUUAUGCGCGCUUGUGCCUCUUUACCUCCGUGGAAAGUACGUGAGAUGUUCGCACAGCGAUGUCGCAGAGAAACGGCUGGACGAUCCGACUGAGGCGGUGUUUGAGUGCGUUCUGAAGUCUGCGAAAAUUGAAGUCGACAUGGGCAGCAGGGUGAAGGAUGAGCUACUAGCUGCUUUAAGAGAAGGCAUCCGGUAUCUGUUCGCCGAUGAAGACUCAGAGGAGGAUGAUGGAACCAGGCAGGUGGAUAUGAAGAAGAUUCGAGAGAAGCAAGGGCACUUGUCCGGCAGCGAGGUGGAUCACUCGCGGUGCUCGUUUGCAGACUGUGAUGAGGGUCUUCACUGUGUCAACUCGAGGUGUGGUAGAUGGUACGACGCUUUGGACGAGUAA
This is a messenger RNA of Saxophila tyrrhenica, 939 nucleotides long. RefSeq lists its product as uncharacterized. NCBI's taxonomy places the organism in Eukaryota, Fungi, Ascomycota, Dothideomycetes, Mycosphaerellales, Extremaceae. The transcript has 2 exons. Bases 1 to 939 code for a protein of 312 amino acids. The record is from RefSeq and is a predicted model, not a curated record.